AUGGCUGCGGGACGCACCCCAGCCAAGCCGCAAAGGCAGAGAGCAGCAGACGGCCUCUUCCGCUGCUACAGAUGCCCCGGCGAGUUUGCUGCUGCUGCAGCAAGAGAAAAGUGCUGCCGCAGCUGUUUGCUGCUGCUGGUCAGGCGCGCCUUCGCAGCAGAGUUCGCUGGCUUGCGGCAGAAACUCGCGGAAGAGCAGCAGCAGCAGCAACAGCAACGGCAGCAGCAGCAGGACGGUAGUGCAUGCGGCAGCAGCAGCAGCAGCAGCAGCAGCACAGAAGGGCCGCCGCUCUACAUUGCGCUCUCAGGCGGAGACGCGAGUCUCUCGCUGCUGCACCUGGCGGAGGAAGCAAUUCAGAAGCGGCAGCAAGUGCGGCGCAUGCAGCAGCAGAAGCAGCGAGCAGCAGCAGCAGCAGCUGCUGCUGCUGCUGCUGCUGGCCCGAAAAUAGAAGAGGCGGACUUUGGCAGCUGCGUCGCCGUCUACGUCGAUACGCAGCGGCUGCUGCUGCCGGCCUGGGACCCGUCGCCAGCAGCAGCAGCAGCAGCAGCAGCAGCAGCAGCAGCAGCAGGGGGCUUUGCGUUCGAACUGGAAGCAGCAAUUAAGGCCAAGUGGCCUGCUGUCCGCUGCGUGCUGCUGCACCCGCUGGGGCUGCAGCUUUUGUGUGGGGCGGGGGCUGAGGUGUACGUACACCUGGACGGCCGGCGCUGCAGCGCGCAGGAAGUAAAAGAAAUUCAAAAAAAAGAACUUAAAUUAAAGUUGCUGCUCGCGCGCACUUUCCAGACAGACAAAGCAGCAGCUCAGAGGCUCUGCAGGGCCCUCCGGGUCCGGGCGCUGCGGGCUUUCUGCGCGCAGCAGCGGCUGCUGGGGUGUACGUACACCCCAGUGGUGUGUACAGGCGACUCCGUUUCUGGUGCUGCUCUUUCGGUCUUAGAAAGAAUUUGCUACGGAGAGGGCAGAUUGCUGGCCAUGGAGGCGGCCCCCGUGGACGACAGGGAGUGUCCCGUCUUUCGCCUGUGCCGGCCUCUGGUGUCUCUCCACAAGAAGGAGUUGGCCCUUUUCCGCCUUUUCGAAAAGCUGCCCCACAUCGCCACCAAACCCUUUUCCAUCUCCGCAGACCUUUUGUAUGUACCCUCGCCUCUUCAAACCCUGGGG
Molecule: messenger RNA, 1152 nt
Organism: Eimeria tenella
Lineage: Eukaryota; Apicomplexa; Conoidasida; Eucoccidiorida; Eimeriidae
Exons: 3
Biological process (GO): tRNA wobble position uridine thiolation
Cellular component (GO): cytosol
Molecular function (GO): tRNA binding; sulfurtransferase activity
Source: RefSeq, a predicted model, not a curated record